Molecule: messenger RNA, 3213 nt
Organism: Octopus bimaculoides (California two-spot octopus)
Lineage: Eukaryota; Metazoa; Mollusca; Cephalopoda; Octopoda; Octopodidae
Product: gamma-aminobutyric acid receptor subunit beta
Biological process (GO): monoatomic ion transmembrane transport
Cellular component (GO): membrane
Molecular function (GO): extracellular ligand-gated monoatomic ion channel activity; GABA-A receptor activity
Source: RefSeq, a predicted model, not a curated record
AGGCAGUUGAACACAACUUACGAAUUUACACGACCAAGAUACAAGAAAAUAAAAAGAGAUUUUAUUAAAUUUCCAAAAAUUUCCAAGUCCAUAGCGCUUCGAGGGAGAGUCCUUUUCUAGUAAUUUAUGAAAAAUGAAGGAAGGAAAGAUAUGCUAAUGAGCUGAUAAUAGAAUAAAUAGACUUUAUGAAUGAAUCAGUGAAAUAAAUAAACAGCCUUAGCACACUGAGAUUUUGUCUGCGAAGUGGAAUACGUAAAAUUAAUGAAUAAGACUUACUUCAGAUGACAAGAAUAUAUCUACGAAGAAACCUUCAACUUAUGACUAAUGAAUGAAAGUUAGAAUAUAUCUAAAGAAAACGAACUAUUUCAGUGAAAUUGCUUCAUAUGGAAUAUGUACGAUGAGCCUGUGUAGAUGUUUUAACAUUAAGAAUAUACAGGGAUAGUUAGCUCUAACGACAGAUAAUACAUCUUCAAGAGACGAGAUAUUCUAUAAUUGCUUGCAAAUAUAUUUCAGGACGUUAUAUAUGUGCACAAAUAUAUGUGUGCGCGCAUGAAUGUUUGAAUGUAUUUUGUGUAUAGAAAUAUACGUGAAUGUAUAAAUAUACAUUCAUGUGUGUACACAUAUUGAGAAGUAUAGAUUGCGUCAACUAAAACUCUAAAGUUGAUAGUUCGUUUAAUGUCCUAACUUAUGGAGAGAAAACGAAGUCAACAAAACAGGUUUAACGUAGGGAACAAUGAAAGAACUGAAAUAUAAUCGACAGCCAAUCAGAAUCAGCUAAUUUAAUGUUGUUGGACGUCAUUUGGACGCCUUCUCUCAUUGGUUAAUUAUAAGCUCAACUCUUUUACUAUGCCAUGCCCGCAACUACAAGGAAUCUCGUAUCCCUCGUCUUCCUAUCAGUCAUCCUGGUUGGAAGCUAUGGCACUUCAUCCCGCUUCGAUAACGCUACUAAUACGAUUAAAGCGUUGCUUAAGGGAUAUGAUAUACGACUUAGACCCCAAUUUGGAGUACAAGCUUUAAGGAUCGGUAUGGAAAUUAUUAUUGCCAGUUUUGACAGUAUUUCUGAAGUCAAUAUGGAUUAUACCAUAACGCUAUAUCUUAAUCAGUAUUGGAUCGAUGAACGUUUAGUUUACUCAAACAAUUCAGACGAUAAUCUCACCCUGACUGGAGAUUUUGCCGAAAACAUCUGGGUGCCAGACACAUUCUUUGCCAACGACAAAAACUCGUUUCUCCAUGACAUCACUGAGAAAAAUAAGAUGAUCCGGUUGUUCGGAAACGGAUCAAUUGUAUACGGCAUGAGGUUUACAACAACCUUGGCCUGCAUGAUGGAUUUGCAUUAUUAUCCACUAGAUGUCCAGAAUUGCACGGUAGAAGUUGAAAGCUAUGGUUACACCAUGGUGGAUGUUAUCAUGUAUUGGCGCAAUGGCAAAGAUGCAGUUAUGGGUGUUGAUAGAGUCGAACUUCCGCAGUUUGACAUUAAAGAAUAUAAAACUGUAGUAACAAUUGAGAAACUAACAACAGGAAACUACCAGCGACUCUCACUGAGUUUUAAGUUACAGCGGAAUAUUGGAUAUUUCAUAUUCCAGACAUAUUUGCCGUCCAUUUUGAUUGUAAUGCUGUCAUGGGUGUCAUUUUGGAUUAAUCAUGAAGCAACAUCAGCACGUGUGGCCUUGGGUAUCACCACUGUGUUGACAAUGACAACCAUCAGCAACGGGGUGCGGUCCUCUCUACCGCGAAUCUCUUAUGUCAAAGCUAUUGACAUUUAUCUGGUCAUGUGUUUCGUAUUUGUGUUCGCCGCCUUGCUGGAGUAUGCAGCGGUGAACUACACCUAUUGGGGGGGAAAAGCAAAGCGCAAAGCUAAGAAGCUACGUGAGAAAAACGAAACGCUCUACGAUAAAGACGAUAACGAAAACAGAAACGAUGUUUCCGAUAAUAUCGAGUUACGGGACCUGCGACUAUCCCCUAUCUUGGGCAUCCGAAACACGCAAAACUUCAACAUAGAUGUCGAAGAAAACUCUAAUACAUCUCCAAGUAUACACCUGGGUUCAUCGAUGCCGAGAGCUGCAGUUAGUCGAAGUUACAUUGGCAACAAUUUAAUACGUCGCAAGUCAGCCUCUGGCGCCUUACCUAGACGCCGGAAGCUUUUCACUCACUUCCGCCAAAAGGCGAAAAAUAUCAAAGCCAAAAUACCCAGAGUGCAAGAUGUAAACACCAUUGACAAAUACGCCAGACUUAUGUUUCCGUUAUUGUUUAUAAUAUUCAAUGUGUCCUACUGGGCAUUCUACUUAAUGCAAUGACUAUUACACACACGACACAAACUAAAUACACACAUAUUCUUCACCUAUUUGUUCUUCAAAUUUACAACCUUAAGCGCUACUUGAACCAAAUUCAUCCCCAAUAUAUCACUACUUUAUAUUAACACUAACACUACAAUUUAUCAGACAGUUUUUUUGUUGCGGCUACAGAUGUUUUACAAUGAUUAUAUUUGGAAUUCGUUCUUCUUCAAACAUUUCAUCCUGGCUGUCUAAAAUUUGAUUUUCUCUCAACUUAUUCCGCUAAGGAAGACUGGUCUUAUUACAAGAGACUUUUUCUAACGACACCAAGACGUUAAAAAUGACGUUUUGACAUCUAAAAGCACGACUUAGGUCAGAGUGAAAAAAGAAAGUACAGAUAAGCUUUGGGUUUUGUUUAUUGGUUUUUGAUUUGGUUUGGUUUUUGUUUGUUUUAUUUUUCUUUUGUUUUUAUGGGGGUUGUUUAUGGAAUCUGGGUGGGAUGAAUUCUUUGUUGGCAUUUCGAUAUUUCACGACUGGCAUUGAAGUCAUUAGUUUUUGGUACCAUUAAAAAUAUUAAAGAACUUGAUACAUCUACUCACUUCGACUUAACUCUAUUCUAAAGAGAUUGACUGGCUCAUAGAUUUACCACAAAAAAUUGGUAUAAUGUAUGCUGGAAAGUUGCAGUUAAAAUUGAUUACGGCUUAAACUGAUAAUGAAAUAAAUUAUUAUCGAAUUAACUGACUAACUUGUCCAACAAAACAAGGUAAAAAAAUAUAUAUCGUAUAGCAAAAUUAAUUAAUAUCCAAGUGUUUCAUCAAACUUGUCAUCUUCCAACAUGAAACUUGAGUUACAUACAAUCUAAUAAAUGUGUAGAUGUUUUAAUUAACCUGUUAACAUAUUAUGCUAAGCGAAGGACGAUUGGAAUUUUCAACCCAAAGUUAUU